UGUGUGUGUGUGUGUGUGUGUGUGUGUGUGUGUGUGUGUGUGUGCGUGUGCGUGUGCGUGUGCGUGUGUGUGUGUUUCUGUGUGUGUGUGUCCAGUGUGGAACAGACUCAGUACCUAUGAGUACAUUGUGCGUCAGCGCCACCGUGUGGACAGCAGAGACUCCAGGAAACCCAGAUCAGUGAGGGAGGCAGCAGCUGCUUUGGUCCUGAAGGACGUGAGCUACUCGGGGACUCUGGGUUAUACCAACUCUCAGCUGGACGUGCAGGAACCUACCACUGUGGCUGUGCGGGGGGAGGCAGAGUGAGUUCUGGUCCUGGUGGUCUGGUCCAGGCCUGGGUCCAGGUCCAGGUCCAGGUCCAGUUUUUCUGUGAUUGGCUGGUUGGGCUGACCAGGUCCUGACACGCCUCAGCAAACAGUCGUUUCAUAACUCAGUGAGGCCGGACCGUCGCCAUGGAUACGCCUGCUGUCAACACAACACAGAGAGCAAAUGACAUUCUUUGGCAGGAAGGAGAAAGUGUGUGUGUGUGAGUGUGUGUGUGUGUGUGUGUCCAACCUUCAUAAAUAACUCUGUGGCUGUUUGCCCUGAACUUUGUCUUCCAGGGAAACUUUAUUUAAACAGCAGCGGAGUGAACACUGACACUAAACUAGUCUCACCUGUCAGGUGUCAGAUUUACUAAUCUCACCUGUCAGGUAGCAGCUGUUUGAUCAGUUUAGUGCAUCAAUAUUGACUUAUUGACACUUUUGUGUGUCAUUAUAUGUACUGGUCAGAAAAACUAAACAUCUCAGAGUCUUUAUUGUUGGUGAGCUGCAGAUGUGAACACAGCAGCCAGAAAACUCCAGAACACACAGCCGGGUUCAUGUUCAGGUAAACUACAGAACACACACCUGGGGUCAUCCAUCCAUCCAUCCAUUAUCUAUACACCGCUUAAUCCUCACUAGGGUCGCGGGGGGGGGGGCUGGAGUCUAUCCCAGCUGACUCGGGCGAAGGCAGGGGACACCCUAGACAGGUCGCCAGUCUGUCGCAGGGCCACAUACAAAGACGAACAAGCACUCUCACAUUCACACCUACGGGCAAUUUAGAAUAAUCAAUUAACCUCAGCAUAUUUUUGGACUGUGGGAGGAAGCCGGAGUACCCGGAGAAAACCCACGCAUGCACAGGGAGAACAUGCAAACUCCAUGCAGAAAGAUCCCGGGAAAGCCGGGACGCGAACCAGGGACCUUCUUGCUGCAAGGACCUGGGUUCAUGUUCAGGUUCCUGGCUAACGGCAGAGUGAUCAGUGUGUCCAGUCCUGUCAUGGAGGAAGAAGCUCCGCCCACCCACUCUACAGAGAGGAAAGCAGCAACACACAGACAUACACAGAAGAAGAAGAAGAAGAAGAAAGUUCCUAGAGUCCCAGCAGAAGCCCCGCCCCCAGCAGAACCCGUGUCCUCGGUGUCUCUGGGUCAGCGCCUUCCUUUCCCAGCAUUUCCUCUGAAGUCCUCCCUCCUGCCGCUGGCCCCCUCCGGCCCCGUCCAGGCCGCCGCCCCCCCCGCCGAGUACCACUCGGACUCGGCCGAGUCUCUGGAGGAGAUCCCGGUGGCGCUGGCCAAGCUGGGCUCCUCGGCGGGCGGAGACGCCUCCACGUCCUCGCAGCGGGCCCCGCCCUUCCCCCUGCCCUCCCCCCUGCCCAGAACUAAGAGGAAGGCCUCCCGCCCACACAGGGGCGCCGCCGAGCUCCGGUUCGAGAUGGCGUCCACGCAGCCGCCCUCCGUGUUCGUCAGCCGGGCCAGCGGGGAGGCAGCCGAGCCCCGGGACGAGGGCCUGAGCCUGGGCAGGAGGGCAGGGGGAAGGCCCCCGGGAGCAGCUGCUGCCUCCUGGAUGGAACGCUAACCUGUCCUCACCUGUUCUCACCUGAUCUCACCUGGUCUCACCUGUCCACUCUGAGGACUCUCAGGUGGAACCGAAGAUGGAACCGAAGGUGACUCCUGGAUGGAGCACUAACCUGAUCUCACCUGUCCUCACCUGAUCUCACCUGUUCCCACCUGUUUUCACCUGUUUUCUAUGUGAACUUCUGGACCUGAAGCGUCUCGGCCGUAAACCUGACGUGUGUUUAUGGAUGUUUGUGUGCCUGUUGCCGUGGAGACGCCACCUGUUGUUUUACUGUUUCCCCGUUAACAGCGCCUCUGCUGCGUCUCCAUGGUAACUGCAGCUGAGGCCGUGAUGUCAUCAGGUAACACCAACUUCCGGCAUGCACCUCACGUCUCUGUUUCCAUCACCUGGAAUAUUCAAACCAGCAAAUACAUGGAAACAGAAUAUUUCCUUUUAUGUGCACCAAUCACAGAGCUUCAUACUGUUGUUGUUAGCGUAGCGCCCCCCCACUGCCACACUGCAAACUGCAGCUCAGGACCCAAUCACGUUAAAGGAGCAGUUCAACAUUUAGCUUCUAACUGCUAGCUGCUGCUACUCAUUAAGCUAAGCUAACUGCUAGCUGCUUCCACUCAUUAAGCUAAGCCAACUGCUAGCUGCUUCCACUCAUUAAAUUAAGCUAAGCUAACUGCUAGCUGCUUCCACUCAUUAUGCUAAGCUAAGCUAACUGCUAGCUGCGUCCACUCAUUAAACUAAGCUAAGCUAACUGCUAGCUGCUUCCACUCAUUAUGCUAAGCUAAGCUAACUGCUAGCUACUUCCACUCUUUAUGCUAAGCUAAGCUAACUGUUAGCUGAGGAGCGUUCAGGUCAAACCAAACAUCUACCGCUUCUUCUGUUCAUCUGACAGCAGUUUAACCCCUGAACCCUGAAACACACCGCUGGGUCUGAAAGACUCAAUCUCUAAAAAACUCCAGAAUAACAAACCAGAGAGAAUCAUCAGUGAGUGAUGUUGUUUCAUUAAAAUCACUUUAUUCUACUGGUCUUAUUCAAAAAAAUAAAGAAAAUUAAAAUGUUGCGUUGAAUAAAAUAAAUGCAGCAGAAACAGAGAACAGAGGAGCUAGUUGUUGGAGAUCCAUCCAGCAUGGUGGAACAUCUACAGAUGAUGAGUAGAGGAGAGAGGAAACAUGGAGAUAGAAAAACAUCUAAUGAAUGAAGAGAUGGUAGGAGAAACCAGCUGGAGGUUCUGGAAGACAUUUCUAGAAAGCUGGUUUUUCCUGAAGCUCCUACCAUCACCUGGACCUGGAUGACUGAGAACCUCCAUAGAAGUCUGAGGAGACAACAUUAGUUCAGAGUUUAACAUCUGAGGAGACCUGGUGGUUCCUGGUUUUUAUGGUUUGUAAAACAAAUAAUCAAACAAAAUGUUCCUUUCUCUGGUUUCCACCACUAACGGUGUCAGAAGACGUCUCUGAGUUAUCUCCUUCUUCAUGAUGUUCUGGUUCCACAGAGCUGCAGGACUUUAGAUUAAAGAUGAACCAUGGUGAGUCAAAACAGAAACCAGAUGGGGUUCGGAGGGUUAAAGUGUCAUCUGCUCAGUUUUCAGUUUACUACAGUAAAAAUGUCAUCAUAGUUACAACUGGAAGUGUGUUGAUGGUAUCUGAUGACAUACAGAAGCACCUGGAGAUGGUUCUCUGAAUGUGAAACUGUUCCUUUAAGACCGUUCAUGAUGUGAGCGGCUGGACGAGUUCAGGAUGUUUGUUUCUACUUUCAGCUGAUCCAAACUGUUCAACAAUAAAACAUGAAAACUGA
This is a messenger RNA of Amphiprion ocellaris (clown anemonefish), 3652 nucleotides long. Its product is annotated as palmitoyltransferase ZDHHC1-like. The transcript is spliced from 5 exons. NCBI's taxonomy places the organism in Eukaryota, Metazoa, Chordata, Actinopteri, Pomacentridae. The record is from RefSeq and is a predicted model, not a curated record. The coding region runs from base 1151 to 1870 and encodes 239 amino acids.